Phragmites australis (common reed) is the source of this 1476-nucleotide messenger RNA. RefSeq lists its product as uncharacterized. The coding region runs from base 1 to 1476 and encodes 491 amino acids. The transcript has a single exon. The record is from RefSeq and is a predicted model, not a curated record. NCBI's taxonomy places the organism in Eukaryota, Viridiplantae, Streptophyta, Magnoliopsida, Poales, Poaceae.
AUGGCCGAUCCCGAUGGCCACCCCACGUCCUCUCCCGACGCGGCCGCCACUGCGGCUGGCGCGGCUGCUCGUGCCGCUCUUCUCCCCGCCGACUCUACCGGCGCUUCGUCCUCAGCCCUCGCCGAUGCGAUUCCCGCGGCAACUGCUGACGCGGUUCGAGCGGUCUUCUCCUCCCUCACCGCUCCUGCGUCGUCUACGUCUUCACCUACAGCGCCCGUGCUCCGCAUGCCAGGCGCCCAGAUCAAUUCUCCCGACGUCGCCCCGGUCGAUCUCGGCGAUGACGCCACCGCUGCCCUCCAUGCGCAGGCCGUGGCUGUGCUUAACAUCAAGACCUUGAUCCCGGUGACUCUGGAUCUCGCCACUUCCAACUAUACGAAGUGGCGUGGUCUUUUUCUUGUCAUCCUCGGCAAGUACGCGUUGGCGGAACAUGUCCUGUCGGACGCCACUCAUCCGAAUCGUCCCGAUUGGGUUCGGAUGGAUUGUGUGGUCCUCGUGUGGCUCUACGGCUCCAUCUCUGCCGAACUUCUCGAGAUCGUGAUGUCGUCUUCCUCGAUCGCACGAAUCGUUUGGCGUGGCCUUGAACAUCAGUUCUUGGGCAACCGUGAGCAGCGCGCCCUCAACCUUUCGGCGGAGUUCCAUUGCUUCCUUCAGGGCGACCUCUCCGUCACGGACUACUGCCGCCGCCUCAAGUCCAUGGCUGACGGUCUCGCUGAUCUCGGCGAGCCCAUCACCGACCGCACCCUCGUCCUCACCUUGCUCAAAGGUUUGAACGAGAAAUUUUGUCAUUUGCAAACUAUUCUACCCAUGCAGAAACCCUUCCCGACAUUCAUCGAGGCGUGCUCGCAACUUCUCCUUGAGGAGAUCACUCGCGGCGUGCGCCCCAACAGUGGCGGCUCUCCCUCGGUGUUCCUGGCCGCUGGCUCUAACGGAGCUGGUCGUGGCGUCGCCCCGGCCCCCACUCCCGCUCACGCCGCCGGCUACGGCCCUGGAGGCACCGGCGGCCCAGCCGGAUCCGGCGGGAACGGCGGCAACAACAACACUGACAGCUGCACCUCGGGUGGUUCCAAGAAUAAUCGCCGGCGCCGCGGGAAUGGUGGCGGCCAGCAAGCCAACUCGGGCACCAAUUCCGCCCCGCAACCUGCUACCUGGCCCAGCCCAUAUAAUCCCUGGGCCGGUACAAUUCAGAUGUGGCCCGGGUCUGUUGGUCGCGGGGUUCUUGGGCCCCGGCCAGGCAACUCUCAACCUGGUCAGUUCGCAGGCGCCGCUCUGGCCUGCCCACCGGGUGGGCUGGGUGGCUUCCUCAGCCUGCCAUCCGUCGCCUCUUCGCCAGCCCAAGGCGGUGGCUUCACCAACACGGCGCACUACUACCCACCUCCAUCGCCGGCACACUGGAGCAGCACCAGCAGCACGACGUCGCCGACCGUGUGGGAUCCACACACUCUUGCGAAUGCCUUCAACACCGUCUCCCUGACGUAG